GCAGGGGCCAGGCGGGGCAUGUGGCGGGCGGGGGCUGGCGGCCGGCGCUUGGCUCGGGGCGCCCGGGCGGCUUGCAGGUUGUACAGUCAGACUGCCACGAGGGACACCAUCUUCGCCUUGUCUUCUGGCCAAGGAAAAUGUGGUGUGGCUGUGAUCCGAACCAGUGGCCCAGCUAGCGGUGUGGCUGUGCUCCGCCUGACGGGGACAAAGGAGCUGCCACAACCACGAUCAGCUGCCUUGCGCAGGAUCUGUGACCCCAAGUCCUCCGAAAUGCUGGACCGGGGCCUCGUCCUGUGGUUCCCAGGGCCAGGCAGCUUCACUGGGGAAGAUGUUGCUGAAUUCCAUGUCCACGGCGGACCGGCUGUGGUGAGUGGAAUCUUAACUGCCUUGGGAUCCCUUCCUCAGGUGCGCCUCGCUGUCCCUGGAGAGUUUGCCAAACGGGCCUUCCAGAAUGGGAAGCUGGACCUAACAGAGGCUGAGGGGCUGGGGGACCUAAUCCACGCUGAGACGGAAGGGCAGCGCCGGCAGGCCUUACGCCAGAUGGGUGGGGAGCUGGGGCAGCUCUACCGGCGCUGGAGCGACGCUCUAACCAAGGCCCUUGCCCACGUUGAAGCGUAUAUUGACUUCAGCGAAGAUGACAACAUUGAAGAGGGGGUCCUUUCCCAAGUGGACACCACGGUGGAGAUUUUGGAGGAAGAGCUGCGGGUGCACUUGCAAGACGGCCGGCGUGGGGAGAGGCUGAGGGACGGAGUCCAGGUCGUGAUAGCCGGCCCCACCAAUGCUGGGAAGAGCAGCCUUCUCAACCACUUGUGUCGGAAGCCAGCAGCCAUUGUCUCCCCUGUGGCAGGCACCACCCGCGAUGUGGUGGAGGCGGCACUGAACAUUGGGGGCUUCCCGGUGGUGCUGAGCGACACAGCGGGGCUGCGGGACACCAACGAUGCUAUUGAGAAGGAGGGUGUGAGCCGAGCUCGUGAAAGGGUCGGUAAUGCUGACCUCAUUCUGGCUGUGCUGGACGCGGCAGAGAUGGCCCAGCAGCCCAGCCGGCUGGCUUUCUCCUUGCAGGGCAUCCUGCCACCCACCCGGUCAGAUGGGGCCCAGCCGUGUUUGCUGGUGCUGAACAAAUCUGACCUGCUUGGAGUGCAGAACCAAGAAGGCCUCCUACAGGCUUGUGCCCGGUUGGGGCUCCCUCCCGCCUGCCUGCUGUCCUGCAAAACUGGAGAAGGGCUCCCUAAUUUUCUGAGCACGUUCAAGGAGCAGCUGGGCCACAUGUGUGGUAACCCCCUUCUGGGAUCCCCCAGCCCUACGCAGGUGCGUCACCGCGUCAGCCUAACCAAAUGCCUGGAGGCCCUGGGCCGCUUUGGCCGCCACCGUGACCUGGAUCUGGCCCUGGCAGCUGAGGAGCUGCGGCAGGCCCGUCGACUCCUUGGGCAACUGACCGGGCAGGUGGGGGCUGAAGAGAUCCUGACUCUCAUCUUCAAAGACUUCUGCAUUGGAAAGUGAGAGAGGCAGAGAUCCAGUGGGCAGAUGUUCCCCUGGUGGGCAGUCCCAAAGGCUUGGAGGGGAGUGACUUGUGAGGCCUCAAUUUCUGCAGGAGCUGAGAAAAGAUGCAAAUUAAUAACCAUUUUUUGAAGAAUGGGACGGUAGCUGAGUUGUCUUCUGCAGAAGAAAAUAGGACUCCCCCCCCCCACCCACCCCCCUCAUCACAGAGGUUGUUGGAAUCACAUUCAAGAUGUUUACUGCACCAGAUUCUCUGCAAAUUUGAAUGUUGGUUUGGGGGCUUUGGAGUUUAGGAUGAAAGAUAGGUGGGGAAAACUGAGGCUGUAGAAAGAGGGCACAUGUUCAACUGAUGGGUAGUCGGUUUAGGGCUGAUAUCUGGAGGGAAGAACUUUGCACAAAGCUUAGUUAACUUCUGGAACUCUAGGCCCCAGGAGUUGGUAUGAGGUUUGACGCCUUUUUAAAAAGGAUUGUACAUAUGUCAUGGAAGGCAAGCCUAUAUAACUGCUAAAUGGAAGCUCCACGUUGAGAAGCAGUCUACCUCUAAGUUGCUGGGAAGCAGAGGCCUGUGGUCUCAGUGCUGUACUUCCUGGGGACUGUCCACCGUUGGAAACAUGAUGCUGGACUGGAAGACCCCCUUGCCCUCCAUGAAACUCACUCACUGCUCCUUCUGAAAAGCCCUCUAGCCUUGUGGCUUGCAGUUGCAUGGGUGUUACGUAGCCUGCUGCUGCAGUAUUCUAAUAAAGAGAAGAGACUGGACUUGGCUUUCGGCCUUCUGGACAGUUGGGAGCGGGGCUUAGGGGGCACGCUUUGAGCAGCCCUCUGGCUGUGCCCCAGCUGCAGAUGGUUUGCUUUUCUCCUCCACCCGAGGACUCCCAUGUUGGCAACCCAGAAGGUGGGUGCCGCCUUUGAAAAUCUCUUUUUCCUGCCUUUCCAAAUGCUCGGAAAACAGGAACGUUUCCUCUCCAGGAGCUGAAGACAGGAACUGGAGAGGGGUGGGCUUCCUCUUGCAGGCGUCUCUUGGCCCAUCCAUCAAUGGGAAGCAGACGUUUCCUUGGGAGAGAGAGGCAAGUGCCUCCCCCCCUUCUAGUCCAGGGAAGGGGUAGAGUGUCAGACUCGGGUGGGGCCAUCUUGGGCUCAAAUACCCACUCAGUCACAAAGCUCUCUGGAUGGCCUCGAGCCUGCCACUCCUUUAGUGUAGCAUAGCGGUUAAGUGGUUGGCCUGAGAAUCGGUGCUCUCCUGGUUUGGUUCCCACGACGGCCGUGAGCUCAGCAGGUAGCCUUGGUUGAGCCUCUCCUCCCAGCCCAGCGCCCCAGCUGUGUUGUAGGAAUGAUAAUAAUGCUGAUUUUGUUCACUGCUCUGAGUGGGGCACUAAUCUGUCCAGAAGAGCAGUAUAUAAGCAGAAUUAUUAUUAUCCAGUGUCUUCCUCGCAGGGCUGACGUGAGGAUAAAAUGGGUAGGAGCAGGUAGAAGAAAGACAGGAUGAAAAUCUUGUAACAGAAUUUAGACAGUUGGUCCUACUUUGAGUGGUGCAAAUUCAGGAGUCCUGUUAAAGACUGAUUUCCCCCAAGGUUUAAUCUGUUUUUACUGCACCAAUUAGGUUUUGUUCCAUAGGCCCCAAAACAUUUUUGAGUCACCUUCACAUUGAUUGUGUUUCAUAGAAUGAUGCUUCAUUGUCGUUCUUCUGGGCACAUGGGACUGCGCGUGCACAGACCUGCCGACUGGAGAAAGUUUCGACCACUUCUUUAAAGCUGCGUUAGGGGCUACUUCUCCAUAGUGAUGUAGAAGCCCCUUUUCCUGCCUAAAUGGGUGCUUGACUAACCAGGAGGAGUGACCCCCUUCCCUCAGUUCUCUGUUAGCCACUGUGAGGAGAAGAACUUUGCUUGUUAGCUCUUCUUGUUGUUUCUCUAAUUGUUUGUACUUUGGCUUGCUUUUGUCAGUUUUUCUGACUUCAGACCGUUUUCUGACUUCCCUUCUGGUAUUGGGUCUGAUUAAUGGUUUUUGGUGUGUUUGAUCCGCUUUUCAGAAGGAGCAGUGAGUUUCACGGAGUCACAAACAAGGAGGAACAACAUUUUUGGCCCUUUGUGCGGAGGCCACAGCCAUCUGGAAUUGUGCGAUAUCCAAUAAUGUGUCUUUGCGGAGGAUUCCAGAGCAGAUGUGCUAAGCAGGGUUCCGAGUUCAAACCAUGGAUGGACUGUGAACAAUGCCUAUCUAUUUUCGAUAUUUGGGGUGUUCCUGAAAUAGAUCUGUUUGCAACUACUGUAAAUGCCAAGGCCCCAGAGUUCUGCCCCAUGGCAGGAAGCGCGACCCUCUGUCCAUUGGGGACACCUUUCAGCCCACAUGGACAGGCCGACUACUUUAUUUAUUCCCACCGGUUCCACUUAUUCCAAAAGUGAUUUGCAAGAUAGAGAGGGACAAUACAAAUUGUAUCCUAAUAAUCCCCUUUUGGCCCAGACAAAUUUGGUUGCCAAAGUUACUCGAGCUGUCCAAACAGACCUACAUUACACUUGACGUUCUCCUGUAUGGAACGUUAUUCCAUCACAAUCACGACACCCUUCAUCUGACAGCUUGGCGGGUUCAUCCCAAGCAGAGAGACAGCAAGUCCUUUUAAAUGCCAGAAGACCCUCUACCAGGAGCUCUUACAAGGCCAAAUGGAAUCAUUUUGCUGGAUGGGCUCAGAGUAGGGGAAUCGCUGCUACUGCUUGCCCCUUAUCCGGCACUUCUGAUUAUCUAUGCACUUUAAAAUCUGACGGUCCUAAAGGACCAUCUCGCAGCCAUUUCUGCCUUCCAUGUUCAGGUUGAAGGCAGGACUCUUUUUUCACAUCUAAAGUCCUGCUAGUUUCUUAAGGGGAUGUUCAGCCUUUACCUCCCGGUACCACCCCUGGUUCCUCAGUGGUCCCUUUCCCUGGUACUUUCAUGCCUCAUAUUGCCACCCUUUGAAUCCUUGGCAACUUGUUCUUCGGAGUUAUUGUCCCUAAAGGUGAUUUUUCUCGUGGCCAUUACUUCAGCCCGAAGGGUGAGUGGACUGUCAGCACUUUUAUAGCUGACCCUCGCUUUCCAAAAUUCCACGAUAACAGAGUGGUCCUUCGAGCAAGUCUUCACUUUCUGCCAAAAGUUGACACCUUUCCAUGUGUCUCACGACAUCUCAUUGUCAGUAUUUUUUUCCUGCACCCAAGUCUAAAACAGAAAGAGCAUCACACUCCUUGGAUCUUAAAAGAGCAUUUAUCUUUUUAUUUAGAUAGAACGAAAAGGUUUUGUACUGAGCCGUAUCUGUUUGUAUGUUUGGAGGACCAAAUAAAGGGA
Molecule: messenger RNA, 4797 nt
Organism: Eublepharis macularius
Lineage: Eukaryota; Metazoa; Chordata; Lepidosauria; Squamata; Eublepharidae
Gene: GTPBP3
Product: GTP binding protein 3, mitochondrial
Exons: 9
Coding region: 19-1500 (493 amino acids)
Biological process (GO): tRNA wobble uridine modification; tRNA methylation
Cellular component (GO): mitochondrion; cytoplasm
Molecular function (GO): GTPase activity; GTP binding; protein binding
Source: RefSeq, a predicted model, not a curated record